This is a messenger RNA of Emiliania huxleyi CCMP1516, 1153 nucleotides long. RefSeq lists its product as hypothetical. The record is from RefSeq and is a predicted model, not a curated record. The transcript has a single exon. The coding region runs from base 41 to 1114 and encodes 357 amino acids. Lineage: Eukaryota; Haptophyta; Isochrysidales; Noelaerhabdaceae.
CUCCUUUCGGGUCUGCCGCCUCCUCCUCUUUCACUCGCCGAUGUCUGCCUCCGUCCCGCCCGACUUCAUCAACUGCUACACCUUGCCCAUCCACGACACCAUCCUCACCCGCAUCUACGAGGGCUGCGAGAAGGUCCUCCCGGUGUCGGCCCAACUACUGCGCCACUGGCGACCGACCGACCCAGCCCCUCGCAUCGAGUACGACCGCCUCACCUUUUCAGCCGCCAAGGACGCGACAGAGAUCAGCGAGCUGCUCGUUGGCGGACACCACGUCCCAGGUGGACCGUACCAAGUCGGAGCGCUCGAGACUAUCCUGCGGUCGACUGGGUCAGACCCCGGAGUCAAGGUUCGCCACCGGCUGGUGAGCGGUCAAAAGACGGCCGACCUGGACGUCACGCCGUCCAGUGGCACGGCGCACCGCUGGGAUGUCAAGCAAGUCGGGUGGCCGUUUAGGUGGACGGGCGACCCGACCACAAACGGGAUGCCUGACGGGUGGUGGGGCCUCGCAUGCGAGUUUAAACUCGGAAUGACGAACGCCCAGGUCAAUCUUGCCAGAACCCCAGGUGGGGGGCAGAAGCUCGAGGCACUCCUCGCCACCAUCGGAGGUUGCACAGACGGCUACACCCGAUUCGUGCAGUUCCAUAUGCCCUGUGUGAGGUUUGCCGCACAGGCCCGCGGGGAGGAGCAGGCGGUGUACAGUCUGACGCCGAGUGGCUCGUUUAAAGGGAUCCGUCCGGGGGUGUGCGUUACGGCAUGCUUCGAGUGCAGCGAGCUCGAGUGGGUCGAUGACCAAGGCGUUGCAACUCAGGCAAUGGGAGAAAGCAGAGGGCACUCAAGCGACCAGCUCGAGCCGCCUCCGCAAUCUGCCGAGCUGCUGCGCACAAUCGCGGGCAAGGUGGUCAUCGCAACCAAAAAGGACCCGGACGACGAGGAUCUGAAGCCGGCGAAGCCGGAGCCUGUGCCCGAAUUAUGCGAUGCAGUGAUUCGGCGUUUGUGCCAGGGGACCGGCACACGUGCCCGGGUAACGGUGGCUCCGGGUGUUAAACGGAGAACCGGUCCCUUCCCCCAUCCGGGGAGGGCCAUCGCCCGAGGGGCGGCCACCUUUUCAGUGUAGAUCAGGUAUGUAUGAAAAUGUAAGGUAAGGUAACUUGUA